AUGGCUAUCGCCGCCGUGCUGUCCGUGCUACAGACUAGCGCAGUCGAGUACCCCUACCACACACUCGCCGCAGCCGCCAUCAUCGCCCCAUUCCUCUACGUCAUCCUCAAUGAAUUCGUGCGCUCGUCUGCCCGCGUCAAGGGCAUGAAGGGCCCAGCAGGCUGGCCCUUGAUCGGUAACCUAUGGCAUAUCCGCACGAACGCCGCUGAGCAGUAUCGCAUAUGGUCCAAGAAACAUGGAGCCGUCUACCAGAUCCAACUUGGCAAUAUUCCCGUCGUUGUUGUGAACUCUGCGGCGUCUGCAAAGGUCCUGUUUGGUCAGAAUGCUCAGGCGCUCAGCUCCAGGCCUGAGUUUUAUACUUUCCACAAGAUUGUUUCCAACACCGCCGGAACAACGAUCGGAACCUCGCCGUACAGCGACUCCCUGAAGAGACGAAGAAAGGGCGCUGCGUCGGCGCUGAACCGCCCCUCGGUAGACACGUAUGUUUCGCAUCUCGACGUCGAGUCCAAAGCUUUCGUAGAGGAGCUACACAGAUAUGGAAACCACGGCAAGACACCCGUCGACCCGAUGCCGAUGAUCCAGCGAUUGAGCUUGAGUCUGGCAUUGACGCUGAACUGGGGCGUGCGAGUCGCAUCACAAGAAGAAGACUUGUUCGAUGAGAUCACCCAUGUCGAAGAGGAGAUCAGUCGGUUCCGAAGCACGACUGGAAAUCUGCAAGACUAUAUUCCCUUGCUGAGACUGAAUCCUUUCAGCUCGAAUUCGAAGAAGGCUGCGGAGAUGCGCAUCCGGCGUGAUCGGUACCUUGGCGCGCUGAAUCGGGAUUUGGAUGAUCGAAUGGCGAAGGGGACUCACAAGCCUUGUAUCCAGGCUAAUGUUAUUCUGGAUAAGGAGGCCAAGCUUAAUUCUGAGGAAUUGACUUCCAUUAGCUUGACUAUGCUUUCGGGUGGACUUGACACGGUGACUACGUUGGUUGCGUGGAGUCUUGGGCUGUUGGCUCAGCGUCCUGAUAUCCAAGACCGGGCCGCGAAGGCUAUUAAGGAGAUGUAUGGGCAGGAUGAUCCCAUGUGCUCGGUGGAGGAUGAUCAGAAGUGUGCGUAUGUUGUGGCGCUUGUCAGGGAGUGUCUCCGAUUCUUCACCGUUUUGCGAUUGGCACUUCCUCGCACCUCGAUCAAGGAUAUCACCUACAAUGGCAUUGUGAUUCCCAAGGGCACGGUAUUCUUUUUGAACGCUUGGGCAUGCAACAUGGAUCCCGACGUAUGGACUGACCCGGAUGAGUUCCGCCCCGAGCGCUGGCUCGAGCAACCGGACGCACCACUUUUCACCUACGGCAUGGGCUACCGUAUGUGUGCCGGGUCCUUGCUAGCCAACCGUGAGCUGUACCUUGUAUUCAUGAGAACGCUCAACAGUUUCCGCCUGGAGCCCUAUGACAAAACGGACUGUCAUCCGGUCCGGGGUAACUCGGAUCCGAGCAGCUUGGUAGCCAUUCCUGAGAGGUACAAGGUCCGGUUCGUGCCGAAGAACGACAGAGCUCUGUCGAAGGCGCUUGCAUGA
Messenger RNA from Penicillium brevicompactum, 1551 nucleotides. Its product is annotated as cytochrome P450. The transcript is spliced from 4 exons. Lineage: Eukaryota; Fungi; Ascomycota; Eurotiomycetes; Eurotiales; Aspergillaceae. Bases 1 to 1551 code for a protein of 516 amino acids. Gene Ontology annotation, molecular function: oxidoreductase activity, acting on paired donors, with incorporation or reduction of molecular oxygen; heme binding; monooxygenase activity. The record is from RefSeq and is a predicted model, not a curated record.